CACUUGUUUUUAAAUAAAAGCGGAGUUUCCUUGUAAAAAUAAAUCUGAAAUGAACUUCGAAUUUAGUGGUUUAUUAAAAGAACUCAUUUCUGUCUAACUGUAAAUACCGGACGAUAUUGGAAGAGAUUGAAAAAAUACCGUUUUUUAUUAGCGUUGUAUUCGUGAGCAUUGAAGAUGCGUUCCAUAUACAUUCUACAGAUAUUAUCUGCAUAAACAGCUGUUUCUUAUUAUUGAUAACAUAAGAUGCCGUUGUUCUGCAUUCGGAUAUUUUUUAAUUAAUUUUUGUUACUCCUCUUUGGCUUAAUGAUAAAACGCGUUAUGGCGGACAUUGAUGUAAAAGCCGGUUUGCAACAAAUACUUAAACGAAUUGAUGCCGCUUACGAACAAAGGCCAAAGGAUUUGGAGGCCGGUAAACCUUUCUUGGUGGCUGUUAGUAAAACAAAACCCAUUGAAAUGAUAAUCGAUGCUUAUUCAGUGGGUCAACGUCAUUUUGGCGAAAAUUACGUCCAAGAAUUGGUUGACAAAAGUCAACAUCCAGAAAUUUUACAAAAAUGCCCUGACAUUAAGUGGCACUUUAUCGGACAUUUGCAAAACAAUAAAGUAAAUAAGAUUCUAAAACUACCUAACAUUCACUUAAUACAAACGGUGGAUACCGAAAAGUUGGCUGAUAACUUGAAUAAUUCUUGGAAAAAAUUGGAAAUUGACAAUAAGCAACCACUAAGGGUGUUAAUACAAAUCAAUACUAGUGGCGAGGAUGCUAAGAAUGGUAUAGAACCGAAUGAAGCUUCAAGACUUUACAAGCACAUUAGAGAGAAUCUAACAAAUUUGCGAGUGGAUGGUGUGAUGACAAUAGGAGCAUUUGGUCAUGAUUAUACGAAAGGACCAAAUCCAGAUUUUGUAUGCUUAAUGAAAGUGCAUCGACAAAUAUGCGGAGAUUACCAGUUGAAACCGGAAGAAGUGCAAGUGUCGAUGGGAAUGUCUGAUGAUUUUGAAAAAGCGAUUGAAGUGGGUAGUACCAUAGUGCGUGUGGGCAGUUCUAUUUUUGGUCAUCGAGCAAAGCAAUCUAUAUAAGUCAUAUCAUAUACAAAAGCUUUAUAAAUAAUUACAUUGUUUUCUGUGUUAUUGUAUAAGUAACUUAAGCCUAUACGUAUGCAUUUUUUUUCUGUUUAACACAAGAAUCUAUCUGGUGCUAAAUGACGUACUACAUCUGUGUAAAGGGUCUAGAAAUUUAUAAAAUGUAAACAAGUUUUGUAUAGAAUGUUUGUGUGCAUAUAUAUAGUUAUAGAUAAAUAGACAUACACAUGCAUACACACAUACGAGGGUAUAUAAAUAUAAACACAUUUAUUUGUAGAUUGUUCUCGUUACGCUUACGUCCGAAGGCGUGGGAGUUACAUUAGAUUCGUCUUUGCGGUUGUAACAUGCACAAAUAUAUAUUAGAAAGUCGACAAUUACAAUAUUCGUCAACAGAAUAUGACUUGAUUUACUGGACUUUUCAGUAUUAAUUAGAGAGAGGAAACUUUAGUUUUUCCAAAUUAUUUUCGUUGACUUGAAAAUCACCCCAAGUAUAUCCAAAAGGCCAACAAAAAUCCUAAGAACAUUCAAACAUGAGCUUUUACUUAUUUAUAACCAAUAGCGGAUAUCGGCCCAAAAAUUUGAUGCGAAGAUUUGUCCAUCUGCGGUAUAACCUCUUUAAAAAUCUUGCAUACCAGUAAUGAACGUAAACGCUUUAUUAUUUCACAUUUAUUUCAGUUAAAAUGUAAAUAAGGUUUGUAUUUGACAUGAACGUAAUCUCCUUACUCGUCGCACCACCAAUCAAAAAAUAUUUUAGAACAAUUUUGAUCGACAUCUUGCACUACAACGGGAAGACGCUACCAUUGUAUGCAUUAAGAUGUUAAGACAAAUGAUCCAUCUUAAAGAUGAAUUAGAUAUAACACAAAAAUAUCACCUACGUAACUAUAAAUUAAUGAUAUAUAGAUCUGCAAAAUUUUCCGUGUAAGCAAGUCAACAAAGGAGAUGCUAAUGCGCUCCUGAGUGAAUAAGGCGGAAAAGACAUUAAAAACAAAAAAAAUCCGGCUGCAAAUUAUCAACACAAUUCCGUUUGCGUGGGUAGUGGCCUCUUCAAUGUAUUUGGGCUGUGCCCAUAGCGAAUAUCCUUUAAGGGUGGGUCAAAGUUAACAUUGUAACAUAUCACUCAACAGGUUAACAGGGCGACAUGCUCCCACUAUAGACGAUAGUUUUUGCUACUUUUGUAAAACUCUGUCGCAUUUCGCUUAAACAUUGAUUCUAUCUAAAAGUCAUAAAGAUUUGUCAAUAAUGCCGAGCUUAUUCAGUGAUUUGUUGUAUGUAUGUGUAACAUUAUAAAUUAGUCGGUUUUUGGAACGCUUCGGCGCAAAAAUAGAGAGAUGAAUUGAUAUCUGGCGGUUAGGGUAUAUGCUCUCGGCUGAUUGUGUGAUCGUGUGCAAUAUGAUCUGAACCCAACUAAGAGGAACCGAACAGGUAAAAAUCGCGACUACUAAGUCAUUGUUCGCGGGUGCCAAUCUCAGUGCGGUAAAGUUUAAUUUGAUUGAUAGAUUGUGGGGGUUACUCAGUUGGUAAAGGCGAAGCACACACCCACUUGAUUUUUACCGACUCCCGAUCUCUUUCCCUUUCUUCGCUUUUUUCUGAUAGUCACCAUAUAAAACGAGUACGUUAUAAGUCUCCUACUUUAAUGGUCAUAUUAAAGAAAAGUAUAUAUAUAUAUAUAUAUCGGUUAUAAGCAAAGAACAUGUAUUAAACCCGAACUAGAAGCAAAUAUCUAUAGAAAUGAGCGAAAACUUUUAUGCGAGAAUGGACGUGCUACAUUUGCGAACAUGCGAGAUUUUAGCGUACAGCCGAAGUAAAAAUGAAUGUAAAUAUUAUGUAGAACUGUCCAUAACGUUGGUUCAGGAAGAUUCUAAUCACUCAAAACGGACAAUUUCCUUAAAUGAUGGGUAUUCAAAGUUCGUUUUAAGACAAAUAUUAAUUUCUUUCUUUUUUUUUACUUGUUUUCGUUUCGAAUUAUUUAACUGACGAGGUCAAAUGCAAAACCCCAUUCCCUUCGUUCAUUCUGAUAAAAGCUGAUAAAUCACUAAACAGUUUUUUGAAUGACUAUACGAGAGAUAUUUUUUCGAAAUAAGUUGAAGUAAAUAUUUUUGGUUACUAUUAAAUAUGUAUAUCAAGCCUCGCGAUGGCGAUUAGCCAAACAAUUGAAAUAAAAAAUUUUCUUUACUUUAUUUCUAUUUACAGAAUAUACUCAGAAUAUAUAUAUACUUAUACAUUAGCCGACACACAUUCAUGGGAUCGAAAGAGAAUAUAAAAAAUUGAAAAAAAUUCGAUGCUUAUGAUUAUGAUUCAUGGGGGACGAAACGGCUGUGCGGUUCUAUCAAUUCAAUUUGUUUUCCCCUUCUUUGUAUAUAAGAUUUAUUCCUCACCCACAUUGUUUAGAAAUUUGAAAAAGAAAAAAAAAAGCACAAGAAACAUUAAUUAUUAUAUUAUUCUUGUGUUGCGUUUAAUGCCGAUUCUUUCUGUUUCAUCUCAUUUGAAUUUUCUAGUUUUGAAAUGUAUUACGAUUUCUUUGGCGAUUAGCCAAAGUGUUCUCUAUGCAAAACGCAACUAUUUCGCAAAUUUUCAUUAUGUCUCUCUUUUUUUUUACGUUUUAUUUUCUGUCAGUCUUCAAGUGUAAUUUUUGAAAUUUUUUCUGCACACAAUUUAUUUUUUUUUGGUUUCCAAAUGUGCAGGAAGUCUUACAGACGCCAUAUAUUUAUUGUCUUUCAACAUUUUUCGAAAUCAAUCGGAAAAGAAAUAAUUUCAUGCUUGAUUAUUAUUUACGUUACAAGAGAAAUCUAUUAAACUUAAAUCCUAUUUUCAAUUUAUUUAAGCGAAUAUAUGAGUAUAUGAAUUAUAUUUUACAAAUUUUCUUAUUUCAAAAUUUUCAUAUAUGAUAAAAAUUGGUGAAAUCCAUAGGCGAAAUGCCGAAAAAGGAUCUGGUUUGGUUGGGGUUCAUGAAAUACAUCGAGCGGAAUCACCAGGUAUACUAGAACUUAUUGCUCUUGCAAAACAGUACUAAGGCAUUGCAGAUUGGUAAUGUAGAUAAGCAUUAAAAGUCGUUCAAUUACAUUCGAAUACCAUUUGAGUUUC
Messenger RNA from Glossina fuscipes, 4155 nucleotides. RefSeq names its product pyridoxal phosphate homeostasis protein. Gene Ontology annotation, molecular function: pyridoxal phosphate binding. The transcript has 5 exons. The record is from RefSeq and is a predicted model, not a curated record. NCBI's taxonomy places the organism in Eukaryota, Metazoa, Arthropoda, Insecta, Diptera, Glossinidae. Bases 304 to 1071 code for a protein of 255 amino acids. Gene Ontology annotation, cellular component: intracellular anatomical structure.